UUCAGUCAAUGAAAAAUGAGUAAACUUGUAUAUAACGUUUCGUUUACAAAGUUUCGCUAGUAUACUAUUUUCUUUUGUCAACUCAAAUCAAACAUGAAUUUCGCCAACCUAAUUUAUUUGUUAUUGUUCGAAGCUGUAUCUUCAACGUCAUCGCAUGUAGUAUUUGAAGAAAAUAAAUCUCUUUGUAAUCCAAACCCUUGUGGAAAAGGGAAUUGUGUUGAUUUAGAGAAUACUUUUGAGUGCGUUUGCCCCCCGGAUGGAUUUACUUACGUCGAUAAUUGCAUUCCAAAAAACUGCUUUCCGAAUCCAUGCAAAAAUAAUGGUACUUGUGAACCUGCAACUAUAUAUGACCUUUCGUAUAAAUGUGCAUGUCAGAAAGGAUUUCAUGGAAAAAACUGUGAAGCAGAAACAAAUAAUCCUUGCAAACUGAAUCCGUGCAAAAAUAAUGGCAAAUGUAGUUCUAAUGGAGAUAAAUUCAAUUGCAUCUGCAUGGAAAACUUUAGAGGACCUACUUGUGAAGAACAUCCUUGCAGUCAAAAUCCGUGCAAAAAUAAUGGGACUUGUGGAUUUGAUGGAGAUAAUUACUUCUGUACCUGCAAGCAAAACUUUAAAGGGCCAACUUGUGAAGAAGCAAAUAAUUUUUGUGUUCCAAACCCUUGUGGAGAAGGAAUUUGCGUUGAAUCAAAUAAUACCUUCUCGUGCAUUUGUCCCUUGAAUGAAAUUUCUUACCUCGAAUAUUGCAUUCCAAAAAACUGUUCUCCGAAUCCUUGCGUAAAUGGUGGCAUUUGUGAGCCUUUGACGCAAAAUGACCCUCCAUAUAAGUGUGUAUGUCAGAUGGGAUUUCAAGGAAAAAACUGUGAAUCAGAAACUAAAAAUCCUUGCAUCUCUAAUCCCUGCCAAAAUAAUGGAAUUUGCAGUUCUGAUGGAGACAAAUACAAUUGUACAUGCAAAGAGAAUUUUAGUGGAACUAACUGUGAAGAGCCACAAACUAAAAAUCCUUGCAUCUCUAAUCCCUGCCAAAAUAAUGGAAUUUGCAGUUCUGAUGGAGACAAAUACAAUUGUACAUGUAAAGAGAACUUUAAUGGAACUAAUUGUGAAGAACAAACUAAAAAUCCAUGCAUCCCUGAUCCCUGCAAAAAUAAAGGAAUUUGCAAUUCUUAUGGAGACAAAUACAAUUGUACAUGCAGAGAGAAUUUUAGUGGAACUAACUGUGAAGAGCCACAAACUAAAAAUCAUUGCAUCUCUAAUCCCUGCAAAAAUAAUGGAAUUUGCAGUUCUGAUGGAGACAAAUACAAUUGUACAUGUAAAGAGAACUUUAGUGGAGCUAAUUGUGAAGAACAAACUAAAAAUCCUUGCAUCUCUAAUCCCUGCCAAAAUAACGGAAUAUGCAGUUCUGAGGGAGACAAAUACAAUUGUACAUGUAAAGAGAACUUUAGUGGAACUAAUUGUGAAGAACAAAUUAAAGAUCCUUGCAUCCUUAAUCCUUGCAAAAAUAACGGCAGUUGUAAUUCUGAUGGAGAUAAAUACUCUUGUACAUGCAAGGAAAACUUUAGAGGAACUAAUUGUGAAGAACUCAAAGAUCCUUGCAUGCAAAAUCCUUGCAAAAAUAAUGGUAUUUGUAGUUCUCAAGGAGAUAAAUAUCACUGUACGUGUUCAGAAAACUUCAGAGGACCUGCAUGUGAAGAACGAUAUGAAGAUUUUUGUAGUCUAAAUCCUUGCAAAAAUGGCGGUAUUUGCAGUUCAGAUGGAAAUACUUACUACUGCACUUGUUUGGAAAAAUUUAAGGGACUGAAUUGCGAAGAAUCUCAAGAUCCUUGCUUGCAAGAUCCAUGCAAUAAUGCAAGCUGUUUUAGAGAUUCAGAAAGUUUUAGAUGCGAGUGUAAUAUAUCGUAUGCCGGAAAAAGGUGUAAAGAAGAUUUGCAAAGCGGAGCUGGAGAUACUGUAGACACAAUUAUUUAUGCGAGUGGUGGUGCUGGAUUUUUGCUUCUUGCUGUAUUAGGAAUUUUGAUUCUUUUACGCAUGAAAAGGAAACGGAGAUCUGAGAUAAAUUAUAUUCAAAACAUUGAUGCUUCAAGUGUUGGAAGUGACACCAGUGGCACAAACAUGAUGGCGUAAAUAAGAGAAAUAAUGCAAAAAAUUACCCUCAUAGCUUUUAGGGAAAAUUAGACAACUGAUACUAUCAAGCUAAAGAGAAAAUCAAGUUUUGAAAUAAAUUGUUAGUUGUCUUAAUUUUUUCCUAAAACCAGAUAAAAAGAUCACAUGUGAACUCAUAUUUUUGACAUCUCACGUAUUUCAUGGCUAUGCUUAAAUGACCUUCAUGCUAUAUCAUUCAACUUAAUAGUCAAUUUCUACAUAUUUAUUAACCAUUCAUGUCAUUUUCUUUUAUAAAACUUUUGAAAAUAAAGUUUUUUUUAAAAAAAAAAUUGUGAUAUUUCAAUCAAAAAUGUGAAAUUUAA
Molecule: messenger RNA, 2456 nt
Organism: Parasteatoda tepidariorum (common house spider)
Lineage: Eukaryota; Metazoa; Arthropoda; Arachnida; Araneae; Theridiidae
Source: RefSeq, a predicted model, not a curated record